Carassius carassius (crucian carp) is the source of this 4521-nucleotide messenger RNA. Its product is annotated as MAM domain-containing glycosylphosphatidylinositol anchor protein 1-like. The record is from RefSeq and is a predicted model, not a curated record. Lineage: Eukaryota; Metazoa; Chordata; Actinopteri; Cypriniformes; Cyprinidae. Gene Ontology annotation, molecular function: protein binding. Gene Ontology annotation, cellular component: plasma membrane. Gene Ontology annotation, biological process: homophilic cell-cell adhesion. Bases 737 to 3604 code for a protein of 955 amino acids. The transcript has 18 exons.
UGACGACAGACCGAGAAACUGAUGGAAGGGGAGAUGGAGUAGAAAGAUGGAGGAGGAGAGAGGGGGAAUAAAGAGGAGGGUGACAGAGACAUUGUGAGUUUUUUUCUUCCUCUUUCUUAUUUUUAAUUGGUCCUCCGGGAUCCGGGGCGAGUCCUCCGUUCGCAGCCGCGCCGCUUUAAUUGGCUGGAGAUUCCAGCAGAAUACUAUUGGAAAAAGCCUAGAGUUUAUACAGUUUAGACCCCGGUCCCUUCUGAUAAACCUACUCAUUACCGAGGCCAGAGUUGGACAAGCUUUACGCAGAGACUCUCCUGAAUCCAGUCGCGCAUCUGAGAUCUGUGCGCGCAUCUAUCUCCACACUGACGCGCAACCUCUCCAUCCGCCUCACUCUUGAGAGAGCCGUCGAUGAGCACACAUCAGAUAGAAGGACGUCACAGGACAAGAGUUUCAUCUAGGCACUUCCAGAGAUCGCAUCGCGUCGGACUGGAUUGGAUGUGUGGAUGCGUGCCGCUUCAAGAGUUGCACAUCAGUUGAAGUUGCCUGGAAGAAUGUGUUGGAAUUUUGUCUUCAUUUUCUGGACGGAGAGACAUCGGUGCGCUCCUGCUGAACACGCAACAAACUAAACACCUGGAACUCUGUUCUGCUGAGAGUCGUGCUUUUCUAAAGGAAUUAUUUCGAAAGGCAGCGAUCUACAGGCUGAACCCCAACAGAGCAAGGUAAUGAGGGAUCGCACUUGAAGAUGGAGCUUUUCUGGAUUUUAUUAUUUUCUGUAUUCCAUCGCUACGUGCAAACGCAAGGAGUUUACGCUCCUGCGAACGCUCAGAUUGUGCAUUCUGGGCAGACAUGUGUGGUGAAGGAGGACAACAUCAGUGAAAGGAUCUACACCAUCAGAGAGGGGGACACGUUAGUUCUGCAGUGUCUGGUCAAAGGACACCCACGGCCUCAGGUGCGGUGGACAAAGACAGCAGGCAGUGCUUCCGACAAGUUCCAGGAGACGUCCAUCUUCAAUGAGACUCUACGGAUCCCCAACAUCCAGAGAGUGCAGGGCGGCCGCUACUACUGCAAAGCUGAGAACGGGGUGGGGGUGGCUGCCAUCAAGUCCAUUCGCGUAGAUGUGCAGUAUCUGGAUAAACCUGUGCUCACGGUGCACCAGACAGUGGGUGAUGUACGAGGGAACUACUAUCAGGAGAAAACAGUGUUUUUGCGCUGUACGGUAAACUCCAACCCUCCCGCUCGCUUUAUCUGGAAACGAGGAAAUAAACCAAUUGAACAGAGCAAAGACAACGGCGUGGACAUCUACGAGCCUCUGUACACACAGGGUGAGACAAAGGUGCUGAAACUGAAAAACCUCCGUCCACAGGACUUUGCUAAUUACACCUGUCAGGUGUCCGUCCGGAACGUUUGUGAUAUUUUAGACAGCUCUGUCACCUUUCGCCUUACCAACACCACCACACCCCCUGCUCUAAAGCUGUCUGUGAAUGAGACGUACAUGGUUGACCCAGGCCAAGACGUCACGCUGUCAUGUGAGGUAACAGCAGGGUUCCCCACACCUACGGUCACCUGGUCGCGGUACCCUGGGUCCCUCCCUCAGCGCUCUGUGAUCCGAGGCGGGUCCCUCAAUCUCCGGUCCGUCACUCCCUCUGAUGCUGGCGUCUACAACUGCACAGCUGUCAACAAUGUGGGAAACCCUGCGAGGAGAACUGUCAACCUCAUUGUGAGAACCAUGAAGAACUUAACAUUCCAGAUCACGCCAGACUCCAACAAAGACGGUGAGAACAUACAGAUGGGUCGAGACCUUAAACUUUCCUGCCACGUUGACGCCCAGCCCCAGGACAAGGUGAACUACACCUGGUACAAGAACGGAGCGCUCAUCUACCCCACCGACAGCCUCAUUGUGCUGCGCAGUGACCCAGACAUGCCACCAGGCACCAGCAGCCUGGAAAUUGUGGACAUGAAGUUCAGAGAUCAGGCCACCUACAGCUGUGUAGCGAACUUCCCCGGGAGCAGCGUUCCUGAACUGCGAGUGGACGUGAACAUCACACAGAGCAGCGUCAUUCCUCCAGUUCUGAGUGUGCCAGUCGGAGGGGGUGUGGUCAAUGUCAGCGAGGGCGGUACAGCAGAGCUUGUGUGUUUGGUCGAUGGUAAGCCCCGCCCACCUGUUCUGUGGUCUCGGGCAAACAAGGACCUGCCAAUGCCAUCGGGGGAUUGGGUGGUGGAAACACGUGAUGGCCGCUUGCGUCUGACCAAUGUGACACGGGACAUGAUGGGUGCAUACCGUUGCCAAACAGCUCCUUACAAUGGCCUAAACAUCAAACGGCGACAGGGUCAGGUGCAGCUCAAUGUUGAGUACCCUCCUGUUGUGGAUCCAGUCCUGCUGGAUGUCCGUUCUCAAACACUUUCGACAGUCAAUCUCCGAUGCCUGGUUCUCAAGUCAAAUCCAAACCGGAUAGCCAGUGCCCGCUGGUACCGUAAUGGGAUCCCCAUCCGAACUCCACCGGUGGACCCUCAAAGUGUCCCUCAGCUCCGGUUCAAACUAGACACCACAAAUAAUGGCACUUACGAGUGCAGAGUGAGCAAUGGAGACGGUACAUCAACCUGCACCUUCACUGUGUCUGCUCAACCGUAUAAUGCAGAGUUUUACUACGACACUCCAAACCCCAUUCGCACCCUGAAGAACAAUUAUUCCUACAUCUUGCAGUGGACACAGAAAGAGCCCAGCGCUGUGGACAAAAUCAUUGGUUACUGGAUCAAUGUCCAACAGAACCGACAGACAAUUUUGUCCAAACAGAUCACUACUAAAGAGCCGGUGAAAGGUGUUCUCAUGUCCUACACGCUGACAGACUUGCGUAUUCCCCUGUCGUAUGAGGUGAGCCUCACUCCCAUAACCAGCUACGGCACUGGAAACACAGCCACGCGCACCAUACAGUACUCAGAGCCUUACACUUACCCAAGACCUUCAGAUCACGUGUGUGGGUUUGAGGACAUUAGGAUAUGUGGGUUCACUCAAGACCGCAGCGAUAUGUUUGACUGGACCAGACAGAACCAUCUCAACCAGAACCCCAAAAGGUCGGUUAAUACAGGGCCGGAUACAGACAGGAGUGGGACAAAAGAAGGUUACUACAUGUACGUUGAGACGUCGCGGCCACGCCAGGCUGGGGAUAGAGCGCGUCUCCUCUCUCCAUUGUAUAAUGUUCCGGCAGCCCGAGGACCAACGGGGACCACCAGAACCCCCUACUGUGUCUCCUUCUACUACCACAUGAAUGGAAAACAUAUCGGUACACUCAAUGUUCUCAUGAGGGUGAAGAGCAUCGCCACUGUGGAUUCUGCCUUCUGGUCUCUCUCCGGACACCAGGGGCCCAAAUGGAGGAAGGCAGAUGCUGAGAUCUAUCCGAGCGGACCCUUCCAGGUGGUGUUCGAAGGUAUCCGUGGAAACGGCUUUGAGGGAGACAUCGCUAUCGAUGACGUUUCUGUUUCCAAGGGCAAAUGCAAACAAAAGGAUAGCGUGGACAAAACAGCAGUUCUGUCUGGGACACACCAGAGUUUUCACCUUCUUCCUGUGAUCGUCCAGCUGCUGUACACCAUCUCUCUGACAUUCCUUCUCAGAUGAUACAGAUAGCCCUCAGCACACACACCACCAGUGUAGGACGGCCCCUACGGCAGCAAUAAGAUCUGCCCCAAAACAUGACCACCCUUCCUGCUACUGCGUCCUCCAUUUCCUCCUGUUUCUUAUUCCCUGUGUCCUGGCUGCAGACUUCCUAUUACCAUUCAAGUCUGCUGUUUCUUUAGUUUCUUGUCAUCUUUGUGGUCACUUGUUGAGCUUAUAUCUGCUAACUGGCACCUUUUAUGUUUUAUGUAAGUGUUUAUUUUAUACAUUUCUGUCCAUAUAUCUUGACAUCUUCAUCACUGGCACCCGUGUAUGUAUCUGACACCAAAGUGUCAAUUAUAACCAAAGAUGACGGAGGGCUUACAGGAUGAACAGACGGCUGAAAGAACAACAAGGACGUCCUUUCCCCAAAUCAACUACUCUUUCCACACAGUUCAAGUGCACAGAGAUGUGAUUUUCUUAAGACACUAAGAUUGCAAGGAAUAACUUGAGCCGGAACGGAUGAGUGAAACAGGUGGUCAUGAAGUUACUGAUGACCUGAAUGGACCUGUACAUGCACGUGUACAUUGGAAAAUAUAAAGCUGCAGAAAGGACAAACGGACUCCAACUGCAACUUCUAGGACUGUGACAAUGUGAAAAUAAAGAAGCACAAAUUUAUAUCUUUUUUUAUUUUGGUUCCUUUACUUAGUAUCCCAUGAGUCUGGGUUUGUUGUACACUUUUUGUCCUUUUUCUUUCUUUACCAGAAACAGUGUGCCACUGCUGCAUUGCCAUUCAGUUCGUUCGAUUCCAAAAAUGACACAAUGUGAACUUUGGACCAGAAGAGCAUCAGUUACCUCACCCUCAAUCUACAAGAACCAUAAAACACCUGGACAACUUAUGAGAACUAUCACUUUUAGCUUCAAUAAAACUGCCGGAAGAG